Talaromyces marneffei is the source of this 858-nucleotide messenger RNA. RefSeq lists its product as uncharacterized. Lineage: Eukaryota; Fungi; Ascomycota; Eurotiomycetes; Eurotiales; Trichocomaceae. The record is from RefSeq and is a predicted model, not a curated record. The transcript is spliced from 3 exons. The coding region runs from base 1 to 858 and encodes 285 amino acids.
AUGUCCAAGUUAUCGCCCGCCCUCAAGGCCCUCAUAAACUCCCCCAAUGCGCGUCCAGGCACAAUCCCAGCUCCGGCGCAGAUAGCGUCUGUGUAUGCGAGUAUAGCGAAAGAGGCUGAGCCCAAGAAUGUCGGAUUAAAAGCUUGGUUUAGUGCUGCUACAGCAGCAACAAUGACAAUGAACUCACCCGAAUCAUUGGUUGAAUUACACAAACUAGUCUCUGAAUCAAAAUCCAAAGAGGAGAGUGUAUAUCUUGCUGAAUUGAUUCGUGAGAUCGGAUUGAAAUGUAUUGGAUUCAAUGGUAUACCACGAACAAUAAACUGCCUCGGCGAAUUCCGCGCUGGUCUCCCAAACGACAUCAAAGACGCGCUAGCCACCCAACCACGCCGCAACCUCACACCAGAUGUCAUCCCCGACAUUCUGAAUCGAGGGCACUCAUUAUGGAAGUCUAUAUAUUCUCCAUUUGAGUCAAAACUGCAACGGAAAUUAGCCCUAUCACAUCCAGAUCUUCCGGUUCACAUUAUUGAGAGUGAAUACGGGAAUUUAUUCGCCGAUCCUGCCUCCCCGAUAGAAGGGGUUGUACCAGCCACCGUGGGGAGGGUCCUGACAUCUAUUGUGGCCAUUUCGUGUCUUCGCGCGCAAACGGGUGUUGGACCACAAGUCAUUUCUCAUAUCUUUGGUCUUCGAAAAGCGUUCGGAGAUGGGAGUGCGGAACCCGACGCGGAAAUUCAGGGAGGGGAGUGGUUGGCAUCUGAUGAAGGGAGUAUUUGGUUGAUUGAGGCUGUGGAUCGGAUUGUGGAGAGUAUUGGUGGUGGGCAGGGGACUAAUUUUGCGCCGGGGUUGAGGACGAAAUUAUAA